AUGAAAAGCGGAUUAUUUUCUAUGAAUGACAUUUUUUUUUUAGUGAAUAGUAUAUUCAAAUAUUUUCUUAUCUUAUUGAACGGAUCUCAUUUACUAAAAUUGUUAUAUUCCUCAAAGGAAAACAUUCACAUUAUUGAAGGAUUAUUAUGCAUAAUAACAGGUGUUAUAUUAAAGCUUUCACUUAUAUAUAUAUACUGUACGUAUUUUAUGAAUAUAUAUAUAAUAAAAGAUUAUAGAAGAAAGAAUGUACUGAAUAUUUUUAAUGUUAAUGAUAAUUAUAAAAGAAACGGGAAUGUUAUUGAAUCUGAUGAUUUUGAGUAUAGAAAAUUAAUAAAGAAGUUUUUUUUUAAAAAAGUAUAUUAUUCAAUUAAGAAGAAACAUAAAAGAAUAGAAUUAUAUAUGUUGAAGAUAUAUAAUAGUAAUUUUAAUUAUUAUUUUUGUAAUAUAAGAGAUAUGUGUUAUACAAUAAUAUGGUAUAUAAGUUUAUAUUAUUGGAGACGAGAUACAUAUAAUAUGAUAUGGGGAUUUAAUAAAAUACCUACUUAUAUAUAUAAUAUGUUAUUAAUACUUUUAUCUACAUCUUAUAUAGAUUUAGUAAUGGUUAUAAUUAGUUAUAAUAAAUCGAAAUAUUAUUUAAUGAAAUCAAAGUUAUUAAUAGAUAUCUUUUUUAGUGCACCGUGUACUUAUUUAUUUUCGAAAUUUAUUUUUGUUUUUGAACAUCAAAUUGAUAUAUAUUUUAUGAUGGGCUUUUUAAGAAAUAUAAAAAUUUUUUUGAAUGUGUCUUAUGUAAGAAUAGAACAUAAUUCCAUUCUUACAAAUACUGAAAUAAAAAUUAUCAGAAUUGUUUUGGGUGUUUUAUUAUUAUGUAAUGCUUUUGCAUCUACUAUAUAUACCAUACAAGCAAUUCAUCCAUAUAAUUUAGAUAAUGGGAAUUUCAAUUAUUUCCUGAAUAGUUAUUUAGAUUAUUUUUAUUUUUCAAUUAUAUCCAUAUCAACAGUUGGAUAUGGUGAUAUCUUUCCUAUUAACAAAUUAAGUAAAGUUGUAUGUAUAAUUUUUAUAUUUUGGACAUUCAUUUGGGUACCUAUACAAUUCAAUGAUUUGAUAAUUUCAAUAUUUUCUAAGAAAAAAACAUAUGGAAAAAUAAGUAUGAAUAAUCAAAAAUUUAUUCUUCUCAUAGGAGAUGUAGAACCACAACAAUUAAAUGUUUUCUUAUUCGAAUCAGUAGCACAAGGAAAUAAAUUAAAAUUUCAUUUGUUAACUACUUAUCCGAUUAACAUUUAUGAUGAGCAAAUCAAAAUUGCAGAUCAUUUUUGUAUUUCUUUAUAUAUAAAAAAUUUCGAUUUAAAUGAAAAGGAAAAUAUUAAUUUAUUAUACAGUAUUAAUGCACAAAAUGCUUAUUAUUUAUUUCUCUUUUCUAAUAAGUUCCAUAACGGGCAUUAUAAUAUAGAUACUAAAUCAUUUACCAGAUUAUUAAUAUUGAAAAAAUUUUUACAUGGAAAAAAAAAUGCUGUUAUAGAAUUAAGAAGUAAUUGUGUAUCAAAUAUUGUAAGAUCUAUUGGAUGUGAAAAUUUUAUUAUAGUUAAUUUGAAACAUUCCUUAAUUGUUAAGAAUAUAAAAUAUCCAGGUUUUAUUACACUAAUUUUAAAUUUAUUUACAGCAUAUAAUUAUGAUAUAUCUUCAUAUGAUUUUAAUGAUAUUGCUUCCUAUCCAUCACUCAAAUAUAUUGGUGAAUUUAAUAGAGGUUCUAGGACUAAAAUAUUUUCAUUUAUUGUACAUAAAAAUAUGGUUGGAUUAAUAUUUGAUAAAUUAUUUUAUAAGUUAUAUGAAUCUCUUGGUAUUAUACUUGUAGGUAUAGAAACCAAUACAACAAAUUAUUACAUAAAUAAUAAGAAGCACAAGAAUAGAAAUAGUUAUGUGGAUGAUAACUUCACUACAAUGAGAAAAAACAAAAUGAAGAACAAAAAAAAGAAAAGUUUUAAAUUUAUUUAUUUACAUUUGUUAAAAAAAUAUGGGCAUACAAGUCAUUAUACACAAAAGAAAAAGAAAAACAAAUAUGAUAAUAUUAUAAAUCAUCAUGGAAAUAAAUCAAAAAUGGAAUACUCUACACAAUUAAAGCAUAAUAAUAAGACCAUAAAAAUUUAUGAUGAAUAUAAUACAAUUGAGGCAUAUCAAAAUUAUCUCAAUUAUGAAACUAUUAAUAAUAGUCUCAUUAAUAUAUACAAUAGUGAUGAAAAAAAAAAAAAAUAUAAUGAUGUUUCCCCUACUAAUAAUAUCUUAAGGAAUUAUGAAAAUGGGAAAUUACAUAUUGAAAAGAGAGAUGAUUUUUAUAAUAAUAAUAUAGUUAAGAGUAGGAAAAAAGGAAGCGAAAAUAAAAAUGACGAAAUUAUAAAUGUAUGUAUAAAUAUAAAUAGUGAUAUAAAAAAAAAAUACAACAACAACAACAACAACAAUAAUAAUAGUAAUAAUAAUAAUAAUGAUAAUGAUAAUAAUAAUAUUAUAAAUGAUCAUGAUAAUUAUAAUAUAUAUAACAAUUUAAAUAGUAAUCUUAAAUGUCGAUGCAUACCAAACACCAAAAAAAAUAAAGCACAAAAUGUUAAUAAUGUAACAAAUAAUAAAGACAAUAAUGUUUCCGUCAAAAGAGUUAAAACACAUUUACAAGAUGAUAAUACAAUUGAUAAUAAAAAGGAAUUAAAAUGCUACUUAAAUUUAUUGGGUAAGAAUUAUGCCAUUAGAGAUAGUGAUAAAUGUGUAGUUAUUGCAAAUUCUAGGAAGGUUAUAAAAUAUUUGUCCAAAGCUAAAAGUCUCUUUUGGAUAUUUGAAAUAAAAAGUAAGAAAAAAGAUAACAUUUCCUAUGAUUUAAAAUCUGUUAUAAAAACAAAGCAAACAUUUAAUAAAUAUUUUACUACAAAUAUUAAAAAAAAAUUACCAACAACAUCUAUUCAAAAUAAUGUUUAUGUUAAUAAAAAUGCACACAUUAUCGCAAUGAAUUAUCAUGAUUUAUUUAACACUUAUAGAAUAUCAAGAAUAUUUACCAAAAACAAUUAUAAUUAUAAAAGAAAAAAUUCGAGGAAAAAAAAUUUAUUUAGAAAUCUCAAUGGUGAAUUUAAUGAAACAAAUUUAUAUCAUCAUUGUAAUAACACGCAUAAUAUAAAAACUACUGAUAAUAAAAAUAUGGAAGAAUUAGACAAACUUUAUUUUUCAACAAAGUUAAACAGAAAAUCAAAUACAAAUAUUCAUAUUCAUAAUAAUAAUAAUAAUAAUGAACAUUACGAUGAUGAGAUAAAAACCUACUAUUUCAAUUUAACAGAAAAAAAUAGCCAUUUACUUUUGAAUUAUAAAAGGCAAUUAAAAAAGAAAAAUUACAUAAACACAUGCUACAGCGUGAAUAAAUCUGAUGAAAGUAUAAACAAAAUUAAGAAUAUGAACAGUGAUAAUAACAAUAUUAAUAGUAAUCGUAUCAAUAGUAAUAUCAAUAAUAAUAAUAAUAAUAAUAAUACCAAAUUAAAUCAUACAUUAAAAAAUAGAAUUACAUUUUCUUAUAUGGAAGCAUGUGAAAAGUAUUUUCCUACGGAAAAUCGGAAUAAUAAAUUAUUAUUAAUUAUUAAUUGUACAUGUAAUAUAAUACAACUAAUCAAAAUGUUUAAUAACAAAUAUAAAUAUAACGUUAUUAUAUUAACAGAUGAAAUUCCAACUAUGAAUAUAAUGGAUUUAUUUAAAUAUAAUGUUGUAUUUAUAAAAUGUAAAAUCUUAGAUGAUUAUAAUUUAAUAAAUUCCGGUUUAAUGAAUGCAGAAUAUAUAUUAAUACUUCCUACAGAAGCAAAAAAUAUAAAUGAAAUAAAUGAAAUAGAUAUGAAUACGAUUAUUGUAACUAGGAAAAUUACUCAUUUGUUGAAAAAGAAAAAAAGAACAUAUUAUAUAAAUAAUAUCAUUACUGAAUUAAUAAAUCCUUCUAAUGUUAUUUUUCUUGAGGAAAAUAAAAUGAUCAAAUUAAAAGACAAAAAAUCAUCUUAUGAUGAUUUUUUCCCUUAUGUAAAUUCUUCUCAAUUUUAUUCAAGUAAUAUUAUUUGUGAAACUAUGUUAUAUAAUUUUAUGACGCACCAUAAAAGUUUCACAGAUUUUUCAGUGUGUACUAAUACUUUGGAAUGCCUCAUUAAAUUUUUAAGAAUAAUCUAUAUUUGCGAUUUGAGUAAAUAUUAUGAUUUUUCUUUUAAAAAAAUUAAAACCUUUCGUGACCUUUUUUAUUUCUUAUCCAAAAAAAAUAUAAUAACUAUUGGUUUAUAUAGAAAGGGGGAUAAGAAGGUUCCUUUCUAUAUUUAUACCAAACCUAAUGAAAACUGUUUAUUACGAUUUGAUGAUAUAGUUUAUAUAUUGUGA
Messenger RNA from Plasmodium reichenowi, 4374 nucleotides. Its product is annotated as potassium channel. The transcript has a single exon. Gene Ontology annotation, biological process: potassium ion transport. The coding region runs from base 1 to 4374 and encodes 1457 amino acids. Gene Ontology annotation, cellular component: membrane. The record is from RefSeq and is a predicted model, not a curated record. Lineage: Eukaryota; Apicomplexa; Aconoidasida; Haemosporida; Plasmodiidae.